Tripterygium wilfordii is the source of this 2446-nucleotide messenger RNA. Its product is annotated as clathrin coat assembly protein AP180-like. Gene Ontology annotation, biological process: clathrin coat assembly; clathrin-dependent endocytosis; vesicle budding from membrane. The record is from RefSeq and is a predicted model, not a curated record. Lineage: Eukaryota; Viridiplantae; Streptophyta; Magnoliopsida; Celastrales; Celastraceae. Gene Ontology annotation, cellular component: clathrin-coated vesicle; clathrin-coated pit. The transcript has a single exon. Gene Ontology annotation, molecular function: 1-phosphatidylinositol binding; clathrin heavy chain binding; SNARE binding. Bases 455 to 2209 code for a protein of 584 amino acids.
AAGCCCAUAAAUGACUGUUGUUCGCUAAUCGUACUCAACCUGUCACGUGUCAACCACUCGGAAAGGUUAAUCUCAUGAGAUCAUAUUAAGUCGAUGGCUGUGGUCGCAUCAAUAAUUUUCCACUCUACAGACUAGUACAGAGCUAAUGUAGGGCCUACAUAUUGACCAUUCUUGGGUCAAUCCAUGGCAGGUAUUACUCCCACCAAUCUCUCAACCGAAUUCCAUGGUCUGCCAAUACAUUUGAAUUAUCGUUAAACGACUUCGUCAAGGUUAUGAGAAUCUUAAGGCAUUGGCUGCAGUCUCCACCACCCAAACUAGGCAUAUAUAGCUAUAUAUGUACUUGUAUAUCGUUGACGUCUCGAUAAUUGAUUCUGAGUAACUUUAUCGAGAGAUUAGAAGCGAAUUGCCCAAAGGCUUCUAAUUCUGUGAAUUGAGCUAGAACUAAUCCAUAAAAAUGCCUAGCAAGCUAAGAAAGGCACUUGGCGCAGUGAAGGACCAAACCAGCAUAAGCCUAGCAAAAGUUUCUGGAACAAAUGCUUCAAACCUUGAAGUUUUGAUUCUUAAAGCAACAAGACAUGAUGAUGCACCCAUUGAUGAACGUUAUGUGAACGAAGUCCUCCAACUCAUAUCCAGCAGCAAAGUUUACGCGGCGGCCUGUGCGCAAGCCAUCGGUAAACGGAUUGGGAGGACAAGAAACUGGGUUGUGGCUUUGAAAUCUCUAAUGCUUGUGCUACGAAUUUUUCAAGAUGGUGAUCCUCAUUUUUCCAGAGAAGUUCUUCACGCAAUGAAGCGCGGAUCGAAGAUCCUUAACCUUUCAAGCUUUAGAGAUGAUUCAAACACAAGCCCUUGGGAUUACACUGCAUUUGUGAGGACAUUUGGUCUGUAUCUUGAUGAACGGUUGAAUUGUUUUAUUACAGGGAAGCUUCAAAGAAGAUUCACCAACAAAGAACGGCAGAACAGCAUUCCUAGAAACAGCAGACGUGUUAACGAGCCCGUUCGAGACAUGAAACCAGCAAUGCUGCUUCACAAGAUCUCUUAUUGGCAAAAACUGCUUGAUAGAGCAAUUGGGACAAGACCAACAGGUGCAGCCAAGACAAACAGGCUAGUUAACAUUUCUCUUUAUGCCAUCGUUCGAGAAAGUUUCGAUCUUUAUCGAGACAUUUCAGAUGGACUAGCCCUCCUUCUGGAUAGCUUUUUCCAUUUACAGUAUCAAUCAUGUGUUACUGCAUUCCAAACAUGCGUCAAAGCCUCGAAACAAUUCGAAGAGCUUUGUUCAUUCUAUGAUUCGUGUAAAAGCAUUGCAGUUGGGAGAACCUCUGAGUACCCAAGUGUGCAAAAGAUAUCAGAUGAACUUGUGGAGACAUUGCAAGAGUUCUUGAAAGACCAAUCCAAUUUCGCUAAUGCAAAUGGGAGAUCUCCAUCUUCAAAUUUGUCCGUUGCUUCUUCACCGGCAAGGGAUCCGUCUUCGCGGGACCAGUCACCUGAACCAAAAGAGAGGUUUUCAGAUACGGCUUUAGAGUAUGAUUCGAGAUGUACAUCAUUGGAGGACCUUAUGAGUGUCACUGAUGGAGGGACAAGUCCAUCUCCAUCAAUGGAUCUUUAUCUAGACAUGUCUGAAAGAUUAUCUCAAAGAGACGACACAAUCAGUGAAACUGGUAGCACGUCAAACCAAUCACAAUUAGUUGUUCAUCAACAGCCAAUUGAGGGAUUAGAUUUUCUAUCUUUCAAUGACUGGCCACAAGAAGAUCAAUCUGGGGGCCCAGAAAAUGGGGAUCAAACUACUUCCUCAAUCUGUUGGGAUCUUAUGCUACCAGAGCCUGCGGAUUUAGCUAAUGGGUUCGCACCAUCGAACACCAUGACCGAUCUUUCUGAUCAACCUUCAGUACCCGAUCAGCCAUACAAUCCAUUUCUACAAGAUACAAUAGAGAUCCCUGAAACUGUCACCAAUAUUGGUGGCAAUCAUGUCACGUUUCCUGUCACGGAUAUGUUCUCCAUUGCACCCACAUUUCAGGCUAGUGCAACAUCGUCUGCGGAGAAUUCAAACGAGGCACCGUCAUUUCAAGUUGAAGAUGACCCGUUCGCGCCAUGGCCUGGCGAAAAGGUUAAUGGAGAUGUAUCUAAUGGUGUUGCAGACCAGCAGAAUGUAUUGGAAGAACAGCAACUGUGGCUGCAGCAACAAGAUAAGAUUAUAGCUAAGUAUCUGUCUUGACUAAUGUGGAAAGAAUAGUGAAGCAUAGGUUUCUGUAAAUAUGUAAAUUAAUUGUAUCUGGAUUAACAGAGAGUCGAUAAUUAUUCAAAUUGGGGUCAAAGUUUUCAAUGGUCUUGUGUUCUGUUCAGGUGGAUCAAAUCUACACCGGUUUACUGAUCCCAAUUCCCACAUUGCCAUAAAGAUAAAAGGAAUUAAUUCUAACACAUCAUCAGUGUCCAAGGUGGUCAGGUGAAACCC